This is a messenger RNA of Folsomia candida, 1134 nucleotides long. RefSeq names its product leucine aminopeptidase 1. NCBI's taxonomy places the organism in Eukaryota, Metazoa, Arthropoda, Collembola, Entomobryomorpha, Isotomidae. Gene Ontology annotation, molecular function: metalloexopeptidase activity. Gene Ontology annotation, biological process: proteolysis. The coding region runs from base 26 to 1126 and encodes 366 amino acids. The record is from RefSeq and is a predicted model, not a curated record. The transcript has 4 exons.
UAAGUUUCACUGCAAUUUCAUUAAAAUGAAGUUAGUCCUAGUUGUUUCCUUGGGCGUGGCUUUGGUAGCUUCAUGCCCCUUCGGAGAUGAAGAAAUCAAAGCUGGGAAGCGUCUCAUUAAAACGAGCUUCGAGGAGCCCGGUCAGUGGAUGGACGAGGACGAAAUUUGGGCCCUGAUUAUGAAGCAUCAAAACUUUAUUGAUAUCACGGAUCACAAUUUCCCAGAUAUCAAGGAGGGAGAUGUCAACGUGCAAGCAAUUCCAACCACUCUUCGAUUCCAAUCUACCGUAAACGGACUUCUUGGAAGAACCAACAUUACCCGAAUUCAAGAUUUUGUCGGGACCUUCAGCAGCUACUUCAGCAGGUACUACCAAUCCCCCAACGGAACUGAAUCCCAGCGAUGGCUCCUUAGUCAAGUUCAGGAUAGCAUUGCAAACUACGUGGGAAAUGCCACCGUCAAUGAGGUGGUGCACCCAUUCGGAGUCCAAAACAGUAUCAUUGCCCGAAUUACGGGGUCUGAUCCCACUCUUCGGGGCGAAAUUGUUAUCAUUGGAGCUCAUCAAGACUCAGUUAAUACUUUUGGUGCCUUGCUCGCUGCCCCAGGUGCCGAUGAUAACGCGAGUGGUUCUGUCGUCGUGCUGGAAACUCUUCGCGUUCUUGUUGAAGGCGGAUACAUUCCAAAGAGGACGAUUGAGUUUCAUUGGUACGCUGCGGAAGAGGUUGGUCUCCGCGGAUCUGCAGCUAUUGCCCAGAUCUACAACACCAACAGGGUCAACGUCGUGGGGAUGGUGAACUUUGACGUGCCGGGAUACCAUAUCGCAGGGAGAGACGAAAUUGGAAUCUAUACGGACCACGUAAAUGCUGAAGUGACUACAUUGCUCCGACUUUUAGUUGAUGGCUAUUGCACUUACACCUGGAUCAAUAAGACGUGCGGAUAUGGGUGCUCGGAUCACGCGUCAUGGACCAAUUACGGCUUCCCAGCAGGGUUCCCGGCAGAGACCGUUUUCCACCCCCUGAUGCACAGGCCUGGUGAUAACUUCGAAUCCGUGGGAUUCACCCAGGUUAACGAAUUUGUCAAAUUGUCGCUUGGAUUCGUUGUGGAAAUGUCGGAACCUGGGAGUCUUUAAAUAACUAC